AUGACUUUUCCAAGUUCACACUUUCAAGGCACUCAUGACCAUGAAGCCGGCCCGAGUAGAAUUACACAUGUUAAUGAUGUUGCACUUGGUCGUACGUUCGUAAGACCCCAUCAAUCUAUCAACAACACUCAGUCUGGUAGUACAGAUGAUAUGCCUGUUGAUGGAUCUUUGGAGGAUGUAGCAACAUCGGAUGUUAAUAUGGAAGGAAGAGAAAACAAUGCCUCAUCGUGUCAUCCUCAAUCCUCGCGACAUCUUUUUCGAGCAAGAUAUAAUAUUGCUCGAAAUUUCAAAAAUAACAUGGUGAUGGCAAAAUCUCGGUUGCCUAAUCCAACUACCUGUAGACGUUGCAACGCAAGACUGUUUCACCACGAAUCACGUGACACAUGUUGUUCUGGUGGGAAGGUAUCGUUUCCAAGGGUUGAUGCUCCUACAGAAUUGCAAGAACUAUUUUUGGAUGGUUCAGUAGAAGGAAAACAUUUUAGGCAGCAUAUUCGAAGUUACAACCAUGUCUUCUCUUUCACUUCGAUUGGUGUUCACGUCGAUGAAUCUAUUCUUGCAUCUGGUCGUGGUAUAUAUACAUUUCGUGCUCAAGGAGCUUUUUACCAUAACAUCGGAGGUUUCUAUCCUAAUGAGGGUGACAGGCCACGCUUCCUACAGUUAUACAUCUAUGACACAGAUAACGAGCUACAUUAUAGAAUGCGGGAAAAUCCACAACUAGAUGAAUCUGUGGUUCAAAAACUACAACGUUUGCUCCAUCAGUAUAAUCCUUUCGUAAUUAGGUUCAGACAACUGUCCUUACUUCCAAAUAUCAGUGACUGUAGCCUCAUACUCAAAGAGCGUCCAAGUAAUCACCCUCAAUAUAAUCUUUCAUCUGCGGAACAAGUCGCUGCAAUUAUUGCUGGAGGUGAUACUGAAUCUAUGGCAUAUGGAAGGGACAUUAAUGUCAUUCGCCAUGAUGGAAAUCUAAAGAAAGUACAAGAAACAAAAGGAUAUUAUGAUCCCUUGCAGUAUCCUAUAUUGUUUCCAUUUGGGACGCAUGGUUGGGAUGUUAACACGGCAAAUUGUAAUGGGCGAAGAGUGUCAUGUCGAGCGUAUUACAGCUACAUGCUUCAGAUUCGUCCAAGCGAUCAAUCAAUGUUGUUAAAUGCGGGUCGACUAUUACAACAAUAUAUCGUAGACAAUUAUGUCAAAAUUGAAUCAGGGAGGUUAAGGUGGAUUCGAGAACACCAGGCAAAUAUACGUGCUGAAGUGUACCAAGGUUUACAAGAUGCUUUGCAUGUUGGUGAAACUAAUGCAGAAAAUAUUGGAAAAAGAACAAUAUUACCAUCAUCAUUUAUUGGAGGUCGCCGAGACAUGACACAACGUUACGAAGAUGGCAUGGCUAUUGUUCUUAAUAGCGGUAAACCAGAUAUUUUUUUGACCAUGACGUGCAAUCCUUCUUGGUGUGAGAUAACAUCAGAACUGCUGCCUUUUCAAACACCACAAGAUCGCCCAGAUUUACUAACGAGAAUAUUUCGUGCUAAAUUCGAGCAAUUGAAGGAUGAUGUCAUUAACAAAGGAGUCUUAGGAAAGGUUAAAAGUUACAUGUAUUUCACUGAAUUUCAAAAACGAGGAUUGCCGCAUGUGCAUAUGUUGUUGGUCUUGGAAAGUAACGACAAGUUGCGUGACCCAAAAGAUUACGAUAGUGUGGUUAGAGCUGAAAUACCUAAAUUAGAAUGUGAACCACAAUUGCAUGAAGUAGUUGUAAAACAUAUGAUCCACGGGCCUUGCGGCGUACUCAAUCAAAGAUCUCCAUGUAUGAAAGAUGGCCAAUGUAAAAAAAGGUAUCCCAAACAAUUUUGUGACGAAACACGCCAAGGCACUGACUCAUAUCCAGAGUAUAGGAGAAGGUUCGACGAACCUAUAUCUAUAGGUAGAGAUAGGUCUAUUGAUAAUAGAUGGGUGGUUCCUUAUAACCCUUGGUUACUGUUAAAAUAUGACUGUCACAUCAAUGUAGAGGUUUGCAGUAGUAUUAAAAGUAUCAAGUAUCUAUACAAAUAUGUGUACAAGGGCCCUGAUCGUGUGUCUAUGGAGGUUCACAAAGGAUCAUACAUGGACGAAGUACAGCAAUAUGUUGAUGCAAGAUGGAUUUGUGCUCCCGAGGCAAUAUGGAGAAUUUUCCGAUUCACUCUUUACCGAUUAUAUCCUUCUGUUGAAAGACUACAGAUCCACUUGCCAGACCGUCAUCAAGUGCGCUUUUAUGAACAUCAAAGAAUUGCAGACGUCUUAAAUAAUGAACGCAACUCCAAAACAAUGCUCACACAAUUCUUUGCGCUAAAUCAAAGAGAUUCGGAGGCAAGGAGUUAUCUAUAUAGAGAGAUACCAGAGCACUACUGUUGGAACAAUAGGGGCAAGGAAUGGCAUCGCAGGCGAUCAACGAGAAAAGUUAUUGGAAGAAUCUAUACAGUAUCACCUUCGGAGGGGGAUAAGUUCUACUUGCGAUUAUUGUUAUCUCAUGUCAGAGGUCCAACCAGUUGGGAAUAUCUUCUUACAAAUAACGGCAUCCCAUUUAAUACAUUUAAAAAGUCAGCCGAGGACCGAGGAUUAUUAGAGACUGAUCAUAGUAUUCGUGAUUGUUUGGUUGAGGCUACGGGUCUCCAAAUGCCAUAUGCUUUAAGGAGGUUGUUCGUGACGAUUCUAAUAUUUUGUGAACCUACUGAUGUUAGAAGUCUUUGGAAUGAGUUUUUUACACAUAUGACAGAGGAUUAUCAUCCAAUGAACAAUGGCGUGGAAUUAUUCUUGACUAAUAUGUUGUUGAGGGAUUUGAAUGAACUCUUAGGCCAACAUGGCAAAAAAAUUGAAGAUUAUGAUCUCCCAUCAUUAUCCCCUGAUACAAUAGAAGCGAAUGUAAACCCAAGUGUCAUACAAGAGGAGUUAGCGGUUGAUAUCCCAAAUGAAGAUAUUGAAGCUGUUGCUAAGUUAAAUAAUGACCAGAUGAUUGCAUUCAAAACCAUCAUGAAUGUCAUUGAUCAAAAAUCCAGCGGGAUAUUUUUUGUUGAUGGCUCGGGCGGAACAGGUAAAACAUUCCUUUAUCGAACAUUAAUGGCAACUUUACGAAAUAUAGGGGAUAUUGUCUUAGCAACUGCAUCAUCUGGCAUAGCUGCAACGCUGUUGCCCGUUGGUAGGACUGCACACUCUCGAUUUAAGAUACCUAUCGAGAUACAACCGGGUUCCAUCUGUGGUAUUCAAAAGCAAAAAGAUCUUGCAAACCUCAUUAGAGUGGCAGCUGCAAUAAUUUGGGAUGAAGCCCCCAUGAUAAACAAAAAUUGUUUAGAAGCCUUAGAUCGAUCAUUGCAAGAUAUUUGUAGCAACAAUGCUCCAUUUGGUGGAAAGGUUAUGGUCAUGGGAGGAGAUUUUCGUCAAGUUCUUCCUGUUGUAAAGAAAGGUACUAAAGCGCAAAUGAUUUCGGCGUGUAUUGUUCAGUCUCAUUUAUGGGCACAUACCAAAAUUUUGCGGUUGCGUCAAAAUAUGCGGUCACUCCAUGACCAAGAGUUUGCAGAAUUCCUUAUUCGCAUCGGUGAUGGUGUUGAACCUACCAAACCAGAUGACAUGGUGAGGUUACCUUCACAGAUUGCAAUCCCGUGGGAGGGUGAAAAUUCUAUACAAGUACUUAUCCAACAUGUUUUUCCUGAAUUAGAAUUGCAUGGAUGGGAUGCCCCUUAUAUGGUACAGAGAGCUAUUUUGACCCCAACAAAUGACGAGGUUCAAAAGUUGAAUGAUAUAAUCAUCGAUCGGUUUCCAGGAGAAGAACAUGAUUUAUUGUCGUUUGACGAGGUUGAAGGGGAUACUCAUAAUUUAUACCAGCAAGAAUUUUUAAACUCAAUUGCACAGGGUAGUUUGCCACCACAUAUUCUAAAGAUAAAAAAAGGUGCACCAUUAAUGUUGUUGCGAAAUCUAGAUCCUAGAUAUGGACUGUGUAAUGGGACACGACUAUUAUGUCGUGGUUUAUUUAUGAAUAUGUUGGAUGUGGAAAUCUUGACAGGAAGCAACGCGGGAAAAUGCGCUUUCUUUAGAAAGCAGUUUCCUGUACGACUAAGUUUUGCAAUCACAAUAAAUAAGGCACAAGGACAAACCAUUCCAAAUGUUGGAAUAUAUCUUCCACGACAUGUUUUCAGUCAUGGACAGUUAUAUGUGGCUUUAUCCAGAGGUGCCUCACAGACUACGACAAGAGUUUUGAUUAGAGAGGGAAAAUUACAGGGAGAAGAUGGCAAGCUAAAAUACAGUGAAAUCUUUCAAUUAUGUAAGGAGUUGAGACAAAAGAAUGUUGAACCUCACUACAACACAAAAAUGGGACACUUUGAAGAUAAAUGGAGCACAUGGAAGGACGAACAAACUAUUUCUUCCAUCGACAAACCCGACAAUAAGGUAAAACGUUUGCAGAUUUACUCUCUCGGUUGGUGCUCCACCGUCAUAACAGAUAAAACACAACUUUGGAAAAUGGUGAAAAGAGAAAUAUUAUCUCAAAGGAUAGAGAGCAAGAAUCCAUGUAAUUCAAGCAUCGAAAAGAGUUGUUGUUCUACCAAAUCUACACUAAAACAAAACAUCUCUAUUCUUCAGUUUUUUAAAACUCAAGAUUUCAUUGAUAAAGGGGUGUAUGAAGAAUUGAUUCGACUAUUUUCAAGGGAAAAAGAUAAUUCUUCCCACGAAGAAUUCAUGUUCGGCCUUUCUCAUAAGGAGCGUCAUUGA
Vicia villosa (hairy vetch) is the source of this 4725-nucleotide messenger RNA. RefSeq lists its product as uncharacterized. Gene Ontology annotation, molecular function: DNA helicase activity. Gene Ontology annotation, biological process: telomere maintenance; DNA repair. Lineage: Eukaryota; Viridiplantae; Streptophyta; Magnoliopsida; Fabales; Fabaceae. The transcript is spliced from 13 exons. Bases 1 to 4725 code for a protein of 1574 amino acids. The record is from RefSeq and is a predicted model, not a curated record.